Molecule: messenger RNA, 1780 nt
Organism: Baudoinia panamericana UAMH 10762
Lineage: Eukaryota; Fungi; Ascomycota; Dothideomycetes; Mycosphaerellales; Teratosphaeriaceae
Exons: 2
Coding region: 68-1570 (500 amino acids)
Molecular function (GO): succinate-semialdehyde dehydrogenase (NAD+) activity
Source: RefSeq, a predicted model, not a curated record
CCUCGCAAAGCUGGCGAGACCCAAGAAGAAACAAAGAACGACGAAGGACACAAUCAAUAUCACCAACAUGGCGCCCAAUCUCCCCUUCAAGAUGAACGACUCGGAGAUGUUCCGCGACAAAGCUCUCGUAGGCGGCGAAUGGAUCGAAUCCCAGUCAGGCAAACGCUUCGACGUUUAUGAUCCAGGCAACGGCAAAGUCUGGGCCACCGCCCCCGACUGCACGCCCGAUGACACCGAUGCAGCCGUCACCGCCGCCCACAAGGCCUUCGAAUCCUUCAAGAAGACCAACCCGCGUCAGCGCGCCAAGUGGUUGCUGGAGUGGGACAGACUGAUCCGUGAGAACCGAGAUGACCUAGCCCACAUUGUCACCUACGAGACGGGUAAGCCACUUGCAGAGUCCCAAGGUGAGUUGGACUAUGCGUUGGGCUUCACCUGGUGGUUUGCUGGUGAGGCAGAGAGAGUGCAAGGCACCAUCCAAGUUCCUGCUGCACCGGGGCGGAGAGUCUUCACCGUCAAGCAACCCAUCGGUGUCGCAGUUGCAUUGGUGCCAUGGAAUUUCCCAAUUGCGAUGAUCUUGCGGAAGGCUGGCGCGGCAUUAGCGGCAGGCUGCACCAUGAUUGUCAAGCCUUCGCCCGAGACGCCUUUCUCCGUCCUUACGCUUGCGUAUUUGGCAGAGAAGGCUGGCUUCCCCAAGGGUGUCUUCUCCGUCCUCCCAACAUCGCUCGACAACACGCCCGCGCUGAGCGAGUCGCUAUGCCGGCACCCGCUUGUCAAGAAGGUGACCUUCACAGGUAGCACACGCGUCGGCAAGCUCGUUGCCAAGAUCUGCUCGGACGGUCUGAAGAAGUGCACUCUCGAGCUGGGCGGCAACUGCCCCUUCCUCGUCUUCGAUGACGCUGACCUCGAGCAAGCCGCAACUCAGCUCAUGGCGCUCAAGUGGCGACACGCCGGACAAGCCUGUAUCACUGCAAACCGUGUCUACGUCCAGAAGGGCGUGUAUGACAAGUUCACGCAGAUUCUGGCCGAGAAGACAAAAGCGCUUAAGAUCGGACAUGGUGCUGAGCAAGGCGUGACCCUAGGUCCGGUAACGACGCCCCGCAGUCUUGACAAGGCCAAGUCGCAGGUGGACGACGCGAAGAAGCAGGGUGGUCAGGUCGUGAUGGGUGGCAACCAGCUACACGGCACGAAGGGUUAUGACGGGUAUUUCUUCGAACCGACGCUGAUCACAGGCGCGAAGCAUGACAUGUUGAUUGCAAAAGAGGAGACCUUUGCUCCGAUUAUGGCGCUCUUCGAAUUCGACACCGAGGAUGAAGCCGUCUCGAGGGCGAACGACACCAGCAUGGGCUUGGCGUCGUAUUUUUUCACGAAGAACGUUGACAGGACUUGGCGGUUGCUGGAGAACCUGGAGGCUGGUAUGAUUGGCAUGAACACUGGCAACUCUUCGGCAGCCGAGUCACCAUUUGGUGGUAUCAAGGAGUCCGGCUACGGCAAAGAGUCGGGCAAGGACGUGGCAAUCAAUGAGUAUAUGAUCACCAAGACUGGUACGCUGACGCUGAGUGAUCACUAUUAGUGGCUGCGUGGUGUCUGGGAGAAGAGCACAUACCUUCAAAAUGUGCUGUAGCAAUAGCUGUUGUAGGAUGGAUGCCUUUCGUUCGAUCAUACACUCAUCUUCAUCGCAAUACCUUUGUGCGGGUCAUAGCCGACGACGUUGAAAUCAUCGACUCGCCAUCCGUCAAUGUCACAGCCCGCCUCACGAGCAACCUCCAGCGUGGGAAAGUCU